This is a messenger RNA of Sciurus carolinensis (gray squirrel), 4275 nucleotides long. RefSeq names its product aph-1 homolog B, gamma-secretase subunit (gene Aph1b). The coding region runs from base 359 to 1054 and encodes 231 amino acids. Lineage: Eukaryota; Metazoa; Chordata; Mammalia; Rodentia; Sciuridae. Gene Ontology annotation, cellular component: membrane; gamma-secretase complex; endoplasmic reticulum. The record is from RefSeq and is a predicted model, not a curated record. The transcript is spliced from 7 exons. Gene Ontology annotation, biological process: protein processing; Notch receptor processing; positive regulation of catalytic activity. Gene Ontology annotation, molecular function: protein-macromolecule adaptor activity.
CCCAGCCUGGCUUCCGCGGUCGCCAUGACGGCGGCCGUGUUCUUCGGUUGCACCUUCAUUGCCUUCGGGCCUGCGCUUGCCCUCUACGUCUUCACCAUCGCCACCGAGCCGUUGCGCGUCAUCUUCCUCAUCGCCGGAGCUUUCUUCUGGUUGGUGUCUCUGCUGCUUUCGUCCCUUUUGUGGUUCAUAGCAAGCCACAUUACUGAGAACAAAGAUGGACCAACACAGAAAUAUGUGCUAAUCUUUGGAGUGUUGGUUUCAGUCAUAUUCAAGAAAUGUUCCGAUUUGCUUAUUAUAGACUUUAAAAAAAGCCAGUGAGGGUUUGAAGAGCAUAAACCCAGAUGAGAGUGUGCCAUCUAUGCGAUUGCUGGCCUAUGUUUCUGGCUUGGGCUUUGGAAUCAUGAGUGGAGUGUUUUCCUUUGUGAAUACCCUGUCUGACUCCUUGGGGCCAGGUAUUGUGGGCAUUCAUGGAGAUUCUCCUCAGUUUUUCCUUAACUCAGCUUUCAUGACGCUGGUUAUCAUAUUGCUGCACGUAUUCUGGGGUAUUAUAUUUUUUGAUGCUUGUGAGAAGAAAAAGUGGUACAUUCUUCUUGUAGUUCUCCUGACCCAUCUUCUGGUAUCCACCCAGAGGAUUGAACCUAGAGUCUCAUACAUGCUGCCAGACCUUCCUAAGUCCUCACUAUGGAAUAAAUCUGGUGUCAGCAUAUAUAAUUAUGGUGCUCAUGGGCAUCUGGGCAUUUUUUGUUGCGGGAGGCAGUUGCCGAAGCCUGAAACUCUGCCUGCUCUGCCAAGACAAGGACUUUCUUCUUUACCACCAACGCUCCAGAUAACCUCUGACAGUCAAUACCUACCAACAACAGGCUGUGUCAUUAGAGGAAGCACAGCAGUGCCUUUUUCUAAAAAAAAAAAAAAAGAAAAAAAGAAAAGAAAAAUAUCCCUUUUUCUGAUGGAAUUUUGGAAAAACUGUCUAGAUAGGAAUUCCAUUUGCUUGGCUUUCAAGAAACAGAUCUCUGAAAAGGAUGCCUCAGUGGUCUCCGUGCUGGCUGCAUGUUAAGAGUCACCUGGGAAACAUAAGUAAAGGAAUACUGAUUCAGGGUUCUUCACUCCAGAUUUGAUUGUCCUGAGCGUUUGGUAAUUUUCGAAAACUUCCGAGUAAUUGUGAUGUGCAGCAAGGCUGAGAACCACUGGGAUCCAGAUGGGAACUUCUUAAUAUCCUAAGUAAAUGUGAUUCUGGUAUUUAACUGUCUCCUGAUUCAACUUGUGCUUAAGCUAAGCAAGUAAAUUUCUGAAUGUCAAAUUCUAGUUAGCCUUUAUCUUUUUAUGUUAUGAAGUCACAAAAGGCUAAAGGGCUAUCACCUCUGUGAACUGUUCACAUGUAUUUCACUAGUAUCAUCUUAGAAAAACAUAGUAGACUGUGCUUCUCAAUGCAAUAAUAAAUUAUACUAACUAUGAUAAUUCAGUCAAAGUAAGAUUUGAUUAAUAAGGUAUAUUCUCCUGAAAUUUUUCCAUUUUAGGUUUUGCUUUUUUGAGGCAUUACAUUAUGUUUUUAGUAUAAAUUCAGUUUAAGAUUAAUUUCUGAUUUCCUUAGGAAAGUACAAAAUCAAGAACUGUGCAAAGUCUUUGAGUCUUUACUCAGUUUAAAGCUGCAGUGUGUACUAUCUACGUGCCAGGUGCUGGUUUAAUUGAGGUGAAGGUGUUUUAUCCCUGAGCAGCUGGACAGGGAACUGAAUGAUGUGCCCUGGGACAGGCUUUACUGAAACUGGUGGAAGUGUGACCAAAAACUCAAAGUAAGCCAAAAGGAUGAUGUUGACACCUUUUAUUUGUUCCCAUUACUGUUCUCAGUUGAAUCUAGCCAGCCAGCAUCUAGGCAGGUUCCCUAGGCAAGGUUGUCAUUAACAAUACUAAACAGGUCUUUUACCCAAAAUGGUAUAGUGUAAAAUUGUAAAAAUGUAUUUUAAGCUGCCAGAUUUUUAUAUAUCCAUAUAAUCUUUAGAUUUAUUAUGUAUUUCUCGGUUUUGGUAGCAGGAUACAGCAUUCUCUUUAGAAGAAUAUCCAAGGUGUUUGUUCAGCUUCUAAAUAACACUAUUUGAUUUCCUUUAUAAAGAGGCAAUGCUAGUGAAUUAUGACUUUACUAACUAGAAAUUGUUCCCAGUUGAUGUUUUUGGGGAGCUGAUAGUGUGAAAUGGAAAUUAUACAUUAAAGGGAUACCUCUGUGAAUCCUGUAUGUGCAGUAGAAGGUUCCCCCAAAAAAAUAGCCAUGAAAGAGUUCAAUAUGACAUGCCAGCUGAAUGAAUGUGACAGUACCAUGAUGGGAAAUGAGCAUGUUUGAAAAAGAAGUGCACUCAGCAUUUUGAGCUAACUGUAUAUCAUUCCAGAGACUAGAACCUAACUCAUGGACUAGACCUUUAUAAUGAAACCUCACCAUGUUUAAAAUACUAGAAUAUCUCAAUCUAGAGAUGCAAAAGGAGUGGAGCUUCUAUCCGGUCUGAUAAGCAAUUAUAAUUAUUCCCCUAAAGGUUACUACAGCACUAAUACUAUUGUUUCUGCUGGAGUUCACAGGUUUUUUUCCAGCUUUAUACAAGAUUUUCCUUGGACUAGAAGAAACAAGGACAUAGAAACUGAACAACAAAUUUUACUGUGCCGAGUUAAGGGGAAUAAUAUGCCCAUAGAACUGGGAUUUAUUCUUAGCACAACGUGGUAUUCUUUGGUGAAUAGAAUAAGAAAAUAUACAAUGGUUAUUACUGUCGACUUGCAAGUCAGUCUCUGGCCCUCUUUGUCUCCCUCCCUCCCCUAUAUUCUUUCUCUUGUGGUACUGGCACUGAACCCAUGGCCUCAUGCAUGCUAGGCAAGUGCUCUACUACUGAACUACAUUCCCGACCAACUGAAUUAUAAAUCUCUUAAGGGGAUACUCUGAUAAUAUAUUUGCCUAUCUCUAAAUCUGAGAAUUUUAAUAUUAUUCGUGUUUGAGCUCAGAUCAAGUUCUCUGUACACCAGUAGCUUAAUAUUAAGAAACUGGGAUAUCAUAUAAUCUCAUUUAAUAAAAACUCAAGAUUUUUAUGGUCAGCUGUUGUCUUAGUUCAGGAAAUUAUUUAAUAAUCCUUGGUUACCUAUGAAUAAGGGAAUGAUGUAAUCCUGAUUUCUCUUAGAAUGUGAAUAUUGCCACAAUCAGUUCAGGCAUUUGUUUCAAACAGGCUGCUUUGCAGUCUGCCAAGGAAGCCCAGAGGAAGGGUGUAGUCUUCCUCUGUUGCUGUGUAUGUAUUGAAAUACCUUUUUUUUUUUUUUUUUGCAUUCAUCAUCCAUAAGGAUCUUUCUGAGUCCUGGUAAUAACUGGAGAGGAGUUGGUAUUAGUGCUGCAUGCUCUCCUGCAUGCAGGAUUUUUCUGUUUGGAGGAAAAUGUGGACAGUUACCUUUGACCUUGAGAUUUUGAAUAUUGUUACAGUGCUUAAAUAUAUUUCCAUGUAAUUAAUAGAUACUGAUUCUGUUGCUCUCUAAUAUAAGCUGUAUUUUUAAAUUUGAGUAAUCAUAACUGGAGAUGUCUAGUUGCCUGGAUCCUGGCCUAGGCAUUAUAGUAGCAGUGGCCUUUUUGAGCUUCUUGGAAACAUGGCAGAAAGGAUGUACUGAUUAUCAUCUGCAGACUGCAUAGAAAAUGACUUCUGUUCCCAGUGUUAAUAAUUUUCUUUUGAAGCACAUUCCAGUGAUUGCUGAGAGUGGCAGAUUCACAUCAGAAAUGCUAAGUGUUCUUAUCUGUAGAAUGGAUGCAAUGUAAGCAAUUGUGACAGAAGAUUCCUUCCAGUCACUUCAGCCCAGUCCCAAAACAGGUUUUAGUAGUCAGUGUGGCCCCCAGGGUGACACUGAAGCUUUGCCACUAGCCAGGCUAGCAACCUGUCUAGGUAUCAGCAGCCUGCUUCUUGGGAAGAACUCCUUGAGGAUUUUGGCUUUUAGUAAGUUUUUUUCUAGGACCCACCAUUCCUAACCCCAGGUAGACAAGGUAGAUGUCACCAAAAAAAAAAAAAAAAAUACUUUGAAGUGCUUUGCUUAGAGCAUUUUGCUUAUGAUUACAAAUGCUUAUAUUCUCAUUUAAUAACAGAUUUUACUUCUAGUAAAUUUUAGUAUUUAGAAGAGGUGGGGACUAUCUCUAUGUAAAGUAUGUAACAUUUUAUGAAAGUUAUACCUUAUGUCCUACAUAGUUGCAACAUCAGACCUUGCAUCCCAUGUACAAUGCAAUAGACUCUUCCCAGACCUGUAUUUUUCAGUGAACAAUAAAAAUAUCAUUUG